AUUGGGAUGGACAGAGACGGAAAUAAAAUCCAGAACCAAUCACCAAAGAGGAUCAGCCAACCAAGCAAGCAGAUAUUUACGCGCCCAAACACGAUUACCCUUCACAAAUUCUCCUCAAAAUCCCCAUCCCCAUCACCAUUUAUAAACCCCAACUCCCUACCCUCCAAAUCCCCCAAUCAUUUUUCGUGGUCGCAAAACCAUUUCCAGAUUCCAGUUUCCAGUUUCCAGUUUCCAGUUUCCACACGCCUAAUGUUCCCUUCCCUCCGUCACAUUUAAUAUACCUGCCAUGUCCCACUCCAUUAGACCUCACGUCGUCGGAGGUUCCGCCGUCGUUAAGCCACCCUUAUCCCGGACCAAACCACCACCCUUCUCGGUUCGCGUCUCGGGUUUCUCCGCCAGCAAUAGCCAGGGCUUCACCACCUCCGCCAAGGAGGAAGGGCCUUCUUGCAUAUUCGUUGGCCCUGUCGAGACUGCCAGUCAAGAAACCUUAGAAGCUCUCUAUCGCCAAGCUCGGGAUGCUUAUUAUAGUGGGGAGCCUUUGAUAGUUGAUGACAUGUUUGAUAGAGUAGAGUUAAAACUACGUUGGUAUGGUUCGAAAUCCGUUGUUAAGUACCCUCGUUGCAGUAUAAGAAGACAUUCUACUUAUGCAGAUGCAGAGGAAGAUUUGUCUCAAGGUUUGGCGUUAGCAAGCAUAUGGAUCCUUAUUUUUGCAUUUGGCUGUACAUUGUGUCUUGUGCCUAUCGUUUACACCAUUAGUCUAGCGUAUCAAGAUCCAUUCAGUUCUGGUGCGUCCUACGACAGCCAAGCGGCCAACUUGGAGUUUCUUGCCACAGUUAAUGGUAUUCUCUUUAUGGGCAUUGGGUCAGUGACUGGCUAUCCACUUGCAUCAGCUGCUGUUCGGGUGCUUCAAAGACUGUGGAGAAAUGACUUGGUAGCUCUAAAGGGUGCAUGCCCUAAUUGUGGGGAGGAGGUGUUUGCAUUUGUGAAAUCAGAAAAAUUCAAUGGUUCCCCCCACAGAGCAGAUUGUCAUGUCUGUGAUUGCACUCUAGAGUUUCGUGCCAAGACUGAGCAAUCUGUAUCUAGACUUGGGAGAAAGUGGGUAUAUGGUCGUAUAUAUCUCGUCUCACGAAAAGGUAGAAGCCGGAGGUGGAUGUGAGCCGUCUGCAAUGCGUACACAAUGUAACUGUUAAUAGAAGCACGAUUCUUUUCUCUUUGAUUUUUCACUUAUUUUUGAAGAAACUAAAUCGACUACCAGACUUCUUAUACUUUAGAACGAAUUGUGGAGACUCUUAAAAUUAAUCGUACUUCAUAAGAAAAUAAAUGGUUAUCUUUUGCUGUUGGAGAGUGUUAA
Molecule: messenger RNA, 1351 nt
Organism: Gossypium raimondii (Peruvian cotton)
Lineage: Eukaryota; Viridiplantae; Streptophyta; Magnoliopsida; Malvales; Malvaceae
Product: PGR5-like protein 1A, chloroplastic
Exons: 7
Coding region: 287-1156 (289 amino acids)
Biological process (GO): photosynthetic electron transport in photosystem I
Cellular component (GO): chloroplast thylakoid membrane
Molecular function (GO): oxidoreductase activity, acting on iron-sulfur proteins as donors
Source: RefSeq, a predicted model, not a curated record